Messenger RNA from Cucurbita maxima (winter squash), 1246 nucleotides. Its product is annotated as protein N-lysine methyltransferase METTL21A. The record is from RefSeq and is a predicted model, not a curated record. NCBI's taxonomy places the organism in Eukaryota, Viridiplantae, Streptophyta, Magnoliopsida, Cucurbitales, Cucurbitaceae. The coding region runs from base 241 to 1146 and encodes 301 amino acids. The transcript has 10 exons.
GUGUGAUCUUGUCUCUUCCCUUCCGGAAAGAAGAAAUUAGUUCAAAGAUAAUCGCCGAUGCUUUCAAUCUGGUUUCUAUCUAUGGAAAAGGGUUUUAGUCGAUUGGAUUUGCUUCUAGGAAUAUGAAUCUCGACUUUAUUUUGUCUAGACUAUGUAUCUCUCAAUCUAAAUCCCGGCCAACACAAAAGAAAAUCUGAAUUCUGCAUUGCAGCAAAUACGUUCUGAGGAAAGGUUCUUGCUAUGGAGACCGACAGGUUGAAUUCUCCCAGUACAUUUACCAUGACCAUGGAAGUAUUGGGUCAUGAAUUGCGAUUCUAUCAGGAUCCCAAUUCGAAACAUUUAGGAACAACAGUGUGGGAUGCAUCACUGGUGUUCGUCAAGUUUCUGGAGAGGAAUUGUCGAAAAGGAAAAUUUAGCCCUUCUAAACUUAAGGGAAAGCGUGUUGUCGAACUUGGCGCUGGUUGUGGGCUAGCUGGGUUUGGCAUGGCAUUGCUUGGAUGUGAUGUAGUUGCUACAGACCAAAAGGAGGUUUUGCCUAUACUAUCAAGAAAUAUCGAGCGUAAUACACCAAGCUUAGCACAGAUGAAUCCCUCAGAUUCAUUUGGUUCAAUUAGGGCAGCAGAAUUAGACUGGGGGAAUGAAGAUCAUAUCAAGGCUGUAGGCCCACCCUUUGACUUUAUUAUUGGCACUGACGUGGUUUAUGCAGAACAUCUCUUGGAACCACUUUUAAAGACAAUACAUGCAUUAUCAGGUCCCAAAACUACAAUUAUGUUGGGGUAUGAGAUUCGUUCAACAAAUGUUCAUGAGCAAAUGCUCGAGAUGUGGAAAAAGAACUUCGAGGUGAAAACUGUAUCAAAAUCAAAGAUGGACUCCCAGUACCAGCAUCCCAGCAUUCAGCUUUACAUUAUGGUGCUGAAAUCUGCAGCAGAGAACGCAGAGAAAACUCGAGAAAAUGUCGAUCAGGAAAUUGACAGAGUUUUUUUGAGUCAGGAGAUUGACGAAAAGGAUGUAAGUUGCGAUGGAAAGGGAAUCCAGAAGGCGGAUGAGCCCGUUUCGGGACGUGAGGAUCAGAAACUGGGCGACUGGGAAGCUAGAAGAAUAGGCUCUGUGGCUGCUCGGCUUCUGCAAGAUGUAAAAAUUACUUGACCCUUUCUUUCGGAGAUAUCUUUUGCAGUGUUCAUACUUGAACCAAUAGGUUAAAUUCAUAAUAAUAUUAUACCUUGCACUGGUGACAAUAUUUGUUUAU